AUGAGCCGCGAACCAGUGCCCUCGUCUUUUGACGAGAACCAACAGUUCACAGAAGAGACCGGAGUACAGAAAUUCACCAGACGCCUUAAGGAAGAGCCACUCGUCCCACUAGGAUGCGCCGCAACAUGCUACGCCCUCUACCGCGCCUACCGAUCCAUGAAAUCCGGUGACUCAGUCGAAAUGAACCGGAUGUUCCGCGCCCGUAUCUACGCGCAAGCCUUCACGUUAGUCGCGCUCGUCGCGGGAGGAAUGUACUUCAAGACGGAGCGGCAACAGCGCCGGGAAUUCGAUCAGGCCGUGGAGCUGCGGAAGAAGCAAGAGAAGCGCGAUGCGUGGUUGCGGGAACUGGAGGUUCGUGAUAAGGAGGAUCGCGAGUGGAGGGAACGACAUGCUUCUAUUGAGGCGGCUGCUAAGGAAGCGGGGAAUAAGCCUACGCCAAGGAAUGAGCCCGAUGCGGCGCGGUCUGCUAUUGAGCCGGCGGAUGAGAAGUCUGUUGGUGUUUUGGAUGCUGUUAAGGCGCUUGUGUCAAGGAAUUGA
This is a messenger RNA of Penicillium soppii, 537 nucleotides long. It is a transcript of the gene rcf1, whose product is annotated as respiratory supercomplex assembly factor RCF1. The record is from RefSeq and is a predicted model, not a curated record. Lineage: Eukaryota; Fungi; Ascomycota; Eurotiomycetes; Eurotiales; Aspergillaceae. Gene Ontology annotation, biological process: mitochondrial respirasome assembly. The coding region runs from base 1 to 537 and encodes 178 amino acids. The transcript has 3 exons. Gene Ontology annotation, cellular component: mitochondrion.